AUGGAAGCAAUACUAGAAGCGCUUCGAAGCAAAGAAUUUCCAUCGUCUCAAAUUACGGCUCUUGGCAUGCUUUCGUCUCUUGUGGGAAGUCUCCGAGGUUCAAAUAAGCCGUGUGUCGAAUCUUGGUUGCUAAAAAUAGCAGGCUUCGACCGAACUUGCGGUGAUACGACAAAAACAGACGAAACGAAAGCCGACGAAACGAAAGAGGAGGAGAGAGCGGCGAGGAAUUGGGAGAAGAGAAUCGCGUUUGUACUAUCGAACCACGAGAAGGGCUCGAUUUUUAAAGCUAUGGAGGAAUGCUUUAAAAGCAAUUCGAUAGAGAUAGCAAGGUCUUGUCUUGUUGUGUCCACGUGGCUUGUGCACAUGCUUUACAGUUUUCCCGACUGCGGAACACGAGACGUUGCCCGUAAAUCGUUACUCGACAAGUUCGUAAACGUGCUGCAAUCAUCAAAGAAUCUCGAGGAGAAGAUAUUGGCUGCCCUCGCUUUAAGAGGAUUCGCGAGCGAACCAUGUGGGCUCAACGAAAUCGGGGUAUACGCUAAAAGUUUAUGGAAAACCUUGAGGAAGAUUAAGAAGAGUUGCACGGCGGCCAGUGAUAUAACGAAAGCACUCAUGAACUUACCAUCAAUCGAUGCUGCGGAUUUGUGGUCCUGUGUCGAAGGUCCCGCGAUAGAUGUGUCGGUGAAUGGAGAAAUCCUGUCGAUGAUUCAUGUAAGAAGUCGAUUGAUCAGUAGCCAUUCCGAUGGAACUAUAAAGGUAUGGGACACUGCGAAAAGGGCUCCGAGGUUAAUUCAAGAAGCACGCGAACACUCGAAGGCGGUAACAUGCCUUUACGUUACUCCUUCGUGCGACAAGUUGUAUAGCGGAUCUUUGGACAAAACCAUACGUGUUUGGUCAAUCAAACAGGAGGAAAUUUAUUGUAUUCAGGUACAUGAUGUAAGAGAGGCGGUGCUGGCACUCGCAGCUAACGCGAGUGUCGCCUGCUUCUCGUCGCAAGGAAAUGGAGUUAAGGUGUAUAAUUGGUCGGGAAUCGUGAAAAACAUCGGCUUCAACAAACAAGCCAAAUGCCUCGCCCUGGAUGGAGAUAAGCUCUACUGUGGUUGUUCUGGUUACUCUGUCCAGGAGGUAGAUUUAAAAACACAAUCAUCAUCAACAUUUUACUCCGGCGCCAAAAAGUUACUAGGCAAACAAACAAUCCACUCCGUCGAAAUCCAAGACGGUCUUCUAUACGCCGGUGGAUCAUCGGUCGACGGUGUAGCAGGAAAGGUUUUCAAAUUAUCGAGCAAGGCGGUGAUAGGAUCGUUGCCGACUGGUCUCGACAUUCAGCAAACUACGGUAAACAAUGACUUCAUAUUUACGGCUACGAAAUGUGGAAUCAUAGAAGUAUGGCUGAAAGAAAGAGUGGCGAAAAUUGCUUACAUCAAAAUGGCGUGCGGCGGCGGGAGCACGCGAAUCACGGCCGUCGCAUCGGAUUCCGAUGGGCAGAAGCUUUUUUCGGGAACUUCCGAUGGGAGAAUCCAGGUUUGGAGUUUGGACUGA
Molecule: messenger RNA, 1539 nt
Organism: Erythranthe guttata (spotted monkey flower)
Lineage: Eukaryota; Viridiplantae; Streptophyta; Magnoliopsida; Lamiales; Phrymaceae
Source: RefSeq, a predicted model, not a curated record